Psilocybe cubensis is the source of this 1248-nucleotide messenger RNA. RefSeq lists its product as uncharacterized. Lineage: Eukaryota; Fungi; Basidiomycota; Agaricomycetes; Agaricales; Agrocybaceae. The record is from RefSeq and is a predicted model, not a curated record. The transcript is spliced from 3 exons. The coding region runs from base 1 to 1248 and encodes 415 amino acids.
AUGGAGAUCGCAGUUGUCAUUCUUGAUGCCCAAUCAGUAUCAUCGAUAACGCUCCUCUCACACCACUUCCGUAUCUUAGCCAACAUACAACGUCUAUCACAUCUUGAUUUUGACAGCGGAACCAUUCGGAAGCUGCACCAGCUCCAUGGACUGGCAACUCUCAUCGAAGAGGCAGCUGGGUACUCGAUGCGUGGUAUACACACUUUCAUUGCCUCAAUCUACAUCCACAUCCAAGAAGAGUGCGAUGCAUACCAAAUGCAGGCCAAUGUUACGAUUUUGAACCACUUAUUCAGGGAUGAUGCUUUAUUGGCCACGCCCAUUCGAAAGCUGUCACUUUAUUUAACCAAUAUUACAGGAUUGUUUGCCGUGGAACCCGCAAUGGAGGCGUCGUUCAGGUCAUUGCUCAAAGAAUCGCACAUCAACUUCUUAGAGCUAUAUUACUCAGACGACAUACCAUUCGACCUUCUACAGGAGUCAAAAAUCGAACAUCUAUCACUACUUUGUGUGGGUGGAUUGUACAAGCCUUAUAACCGGCCCAAGGCAUUGAUACCUAUCUAUCUCAAAUCGUUCUCCAUUUCCUUGUAUCCCACCACUGCUCUUGAAAUACACGAUCUUUUGGUUUUACUUGGGUUGUCCAGAUCCAACCCUUUUCCACACCUGACUUCGCUGUCUAUAUCUACAGCACUGAUAACUUUCGGAACCGAAUUGCUUAAAUUGACAAAGUGUCUGGAGACACUGACAUUGGACUGUGCAGAGGAAACAUUCAGAUUCAUGGCUGAAAGUCUGAAUCCUGGGAAGAAUUUAUUUGAUUCCCAGCUGUUCCGCCAUUUGAAGUUUCUCAACAUCAAUUACAGAUUGCACGCUAGGCAUCUUGGUCCAGAUGGGCCGUUGGCAGGUUCCUUGGUCGGGCAGUCACUCCCUCCUCAGCUCGAAAAGCUUUGCAUAACAUUACGACUUGAAGAUAUGAUACUGGAUACUCUAACCGGCCCAGACUAUGGCCAUUUGGAUGAAGGUGUGCUACUUAAAGAGGCAGUCUCCUGGGAUGAGAACUUGUCCUCCCCGGUGUACAGGAGCAGGAAAGAUUUUGUGGUGCAAAUGAAUCGACAAAAUACUCCUCCCCCAUUUGGCAGGACCAUUGGCGCCAGAAAUUUAAUUCUGCAUUCUGGCGGUGUCAAUCGUCUCUUACACACUUCUUUCUGUCCAUCUACACAACUUCCACCGCAUAUGAUUGAGGCUAGGAUUGUAUGA